Coregonus sp. 'balchen' is the source of this 3286-nucleotide messenger RNA. NCBI's taxonomy places the organism in Eukaryota, Metazoa, Chordata, Actinopteri, Salmoniformes, Salmonidae. The record is from the annotation of a GenBank genome assembly.
AGAAGACCAGAAGGGAACGAUUUAGAGGCUACACUUACUUUCCGGUGUCAGCUGUUCGUACAUAUUUUUGCAAUGAGUUUUGAGUGGCCCUGGCAAUAUAAUUUCCCUCCGUUUUUUACGUAAGUUAACACAUUUCACAACUAAACUGUGAUUCCAGGUAUAAAUAAGUAUUGUAUUGUAUUUGCGAAUCAAAUUGUUGACCUGCUUUUAAAAUAAUGCUAGCUAGCUAGGGAAGUUAGCUUUAGCCAUAUUUUUUGUUAGAAAAAAUCGAAACAAGGUUUCGAUGCAAUGAAUGAUUGCAGUGUUUUUCUCAACAUGUAGCUAGCUAGAUUGCCGUGCUUCUUGAUGUUAUAGCUACUUAGUUUGUCAUUAUAGUUAGCUAUCUACGGAUUGCAAUAAAUCAUAGGUAGCUAUCUGGAUAGUAAAGCUUGUUAGCUAAGAUGGUAAAUUGUCUUGAGCAUUGCAUUCAAUUUGCUAAUUUGCAACACAUAAUGUAUGAGGUGGUUGUGUUCCCAGCAAACGUUUGAUUAUUAUUCACCACUCAAACUUAAUCAAACUUGCAUAACUGUUAGUGAGUGAUUAGCUAGGUACUUCUGUCUCUUAAUUUAGCUACAUGCCAAUAUAAAUUGAUGCAAUGGUUGCUUUUGGUUGUUCACAGGUUACAGCCCAAUGUUGACACCAGACAGAAACAGCUUGCAGCAUGGCGCUCCCUCGCUCUGUCCUAUUGCCGCCAUCACAAGCUCUACACAUUGGACGUCAUGGAAGCCCAAGAGUGCCCUGUGUUCAACCACAAGAAUAUCGAUAGUAUCCUUUUAUUUACCUUGUGCUAAGUUUCACUUACUGACAUACGUCAUAGGUCUAACCAACCCAAAGAAACCACAGGAGGCCAUCUCUGGAUCUACUGUCCUGUUAUUUGUUGUUGGAUAGUGACUUUGAGGCUAGGGAAAGGUAAUAACUUAGAAACUUUAUAAGGAUGUUCUCUGAAUGUUUCCCCUCAUAUCUGCUAGAAACCUUAACUGAUCUUGCAGGAAAACUAUCAACAGAGGCCAUACUAAUUGUUUUUGAGGAAUUGAGGAAAAAAGGUAACAGGACUGCUUUCAUUGAAAGAUGGAUUAGGACACUUAUUCUGACACUAACAAUAAUUUAACUGGAUGUUGCUUGCAGGGAACCUGGAAUGGUUAGACAAGAACAAGACACGGUGUCUAGUCAUGUGGAGGAGGCCAGAGGAAUGGGGCAAACUGAUUUACCAGUGGGUGAGUGAUCUGCUAUGGGCCCCGGUCUAAAGGAAUACACUAAAUAGGGAGUAGGGUGCUUUUCUGGACGCAGCCUUGAUCUCCUUUUACAUUGUUGGAAGAAUACUGUAAUGUAGCAUCAGUAUAGAAGAUAUGCUGGGGUCUAGUAGAUUUCCUAGUAAUAGUCUAAAUCCUGGUGUUGUCGUCCGUACGCUGUUGUUGAUACUUCUUGAUGGAGUUCAUGUUUCCUCUCCCUAUAAUUUCAGGUCUCUAAAAACGGUAUGGUCAAUUCAGUGUUUACACUCUACGAGCUCGCCAACGGUGACGACACAGAAAGCGAAGGUAAAGCAACAGAAAUGUGCAUUUCUGACAUACAGUGCAUUCGGAAAGUAUUCAGACCCCUUGACUUUUUCCACAUUUUGUUACGUUACAGCCUAGUUUUUUCCCUCAUCAAUCUACACACAAUUCCCAAUAAUGACAAAGCGAAAACAGGUUUUUCAAAAUUUUUGCAAAUUUAUAAAAAAUUAAAAACAGAAAUACCAUAUUUACAUAAGUAUUCAGACCCUUUGCUAUGAGACUUGAAAUUGAGCUCAGGCGCAUCCUGUUUCCAUUGAUCAUCCUUGAGAUGUUUCUACAACUUGAUUGGAGUCCACCUGUGGUAAAUUCAAUUGAUUAGACAUGAUUUGGAAAGGCACACACCUGUCUGUAUAAGGUCCCACAGUUGACAGUGCAUGUCAGAGCAAAACCAAGCCAUGAGGUCGAAGGAAUUGUCCGUAGAGCUCCGAGACAGGAUUGUGUCGAGGAACAGAUCUGGGGAAGGGUACCGAAAACUGUCUGCAGCAUUGAAGGUACCCAAGAACACAGUGGCCUCCAUCAUUCUUAAAUGGAAGAAGUUUGGAACCACCAAGACUCUUCCUAGAGCUGGCCGCCUGACCAAACUGAGCAAUCGGGGGGAAAAGGGCCUUGGUCAGGGAGGUGACCAAGAACCCGAUGGUCACUCUGACAGAGCUCCAGAGUUCCUCUGUGGAGAUGGGAGAACCUUCCAGAAGGACAACCAUCUCUGCAGCACUCCACCCCAAUCAGGCCUUUAUGGUAGAGUGGCCAGACAAAAGCCACUCUUCAGUAAAAGGCACAUGACAGCCCGCUUGGAGUUUGCCAAAAGGCACCUAAAGGACUCUCAGACCAUGAGAAACAAGAUUCUCUGGUCUGAUGAAACCAAGAUAGAACUCUUUGGCCUGAGUACUGAGUAAAGGGUCGGAAUACUUAUGUAAAUAUAAUGUGUUCUGUUUUUUAUUUUUUAAUACAUUUGCUUUAAAAAAAAUAAUUAAGAACUGAUUUUGCUUUGUCAUUAUGGAGUAUUGUGUGUUGAUUGAUGAGGGGGAAAAAAACAAUUUAAUCCAUUUUAGAAUAGGGCUGUAACGUAACAAAAUGUGGAAAAGGUCAAGGGGUCUGAAUACUUUACGAAUGCACUGUAUUUCCUUCUGUUCAUCCAUACCAAAAUACAUUUGGACUAUUUUAUACAAUCUGUUAAGCUGUACAGCAAAAGUAAUUAGCUAUAAAACAUUUCCCCCAGAAUUCCAUGGGCUGGAGGAGUGGAUGCUGAUUCGCUCGCUGCUGGCCCUGCAGACGGACGGCAAGGCAGAGGUCAUCACCAUGGACGACGGGAAGGGGGUCAAGUUCUUCUGAAGAGGCAUUGCAUUGUGGGAUUGCUCAAGUGCUCAACUCAGACUGGGAACCUUUAUCCUUAAAGGCUGUGAGAGUGCUGAUAGCCUGUUCCCAGAUCUGUUUGUGUUGUCCUGCUAACUCUUGUGGUCAUUGGUGUGACACAGGAUGUGCAAGACAGUGCAAACAGAUCUGGGACCAUGUUGAUGAGGGUUCUGCUGUUUAAAAGGCUAUUAUUUUCACCUCGGAACCCAAUCCACAUCGUUGAUGAGAACAAUAGUCCUCAUUUGGUUUUUAGGAAGUUGCCUUUUUUGGUUCACAUAAGUUGAAUGCAUUUUCUUAUUAGAAGAAAACGAAUCUAGCUAGUAAAUUUACAUUUUAGUCAUUUAGCA